GAGCAACACUGCCGCGUUUGUGCCUGUCAUUCUCCAUUCGCUUUAUUUUUCCUUGUGUAUUGUUAAUAGCAGCUGAAAGCACAAUGUUUAAUAACGGCAUUGUUCAACCACUCUGGUAUAAUGGACCCUCGCCCGGGCAGUUCUACAACUUUCCGGGAUAUGCCAACAAUGGAAAUAUGAAGCAAUGCCACGAAACUAACAAUUCAGACUCUACGCGCAGCACUGCUAUGAUCACCACAGGCUCAUCGGUAUUGGGCAUCAAGUUCGACCAAGGCGUCUUGAUUGCCGCCGACACACUCGUCUCAUAUGGAUCGCUAUCGCGUUUCCAGAACAUCGAUCGCAUCUUUAAGAUAAACGACAACAUAAUAAUGGGUGGUGGUGGCGAUUUUGCUGACAUACAGUCCAUUAUGCGCAGCAUCGAUCAGAAGAUGAUUGAAGAUCAGUGCUACGCUGAUAACAUCGCGAUGCGCCCCAAGGCGUUGGCUACAUGGAUGACUCGUGUGCUUUAUAACCGUCGCUCACGCAUGAAUCCACUCUUUAUCGAUGUGGUAAUUGGCGGUAUUGAUGAGAACAAUGAGCCCUAUUUGGCCAAUGUUGAUUUGCGUGGCCGUGCCUUUUCCGAUUAUGUGGUCUCUACAGGAUUUGCGCGCCACUUGGCCUUGCCAUUGGUGCGAGAGAAAAAGCCCGCAGAUCGGGACUUUACCCUUGAAGAGGCUUCUGAAUUGAUACGUCAAUGCAUGGAGGUUUUGUAUUAUCGUGAUACUAAAAACAGUUCUCAAUACACUGUGGGCGUUUGUAAAGUUAAAGAUUCAACAUCUAAUCAAUGUGAUGUUGAGGGUCCCUUCCAGGUCGACGAAAAAUGGAGUUUCGCCAAAAUGGUCAAGGGUUAUUAAGUGUGUUGAAGUGGUGGGGCUUUUCUAUAUAUAAUUCAUUUGUAAAUUAAGUCGCUACACAGAUGUGCGAGUUUUGUAAACCAAUAAAAAUAAUCCGAUGGAUAACUUAUUUCAA
This is a messenger RNA of Scaptodrosophila lebanonensis, 1008 nucleotides long. It is a transcript of the gene Prosbeta7, whose product is annotated as proteasome subunit beta type-4. The coding region runs from base 84 to 893 and encodes 269 amino acids. The transcript is spliced from 3 exons. Lineage: Eukaryota; Metazoa; Arthropoda; Insecta; Diptera; Drosophilidae. Gene Ontology annotation, cellular component: proteasome core complex. The record is from RefSeq and is a predicted model, not a curated record.